This is a messenger RNA of Notechis scutatus (mainland tiger snake), 866 nucleotides long. The record is from RefSeq and is a predicted model, not a curated record. Lineage: Eukaryota; Metazoa; Chordata; Lepidosauria; Squamata; Elapidae.
CCCCAGCCGCCGCUGUCGCCGCCGCCGCCUCCUCCUUCUCUUACUCCGCCGCCGCCGCCGCCGCCGCCGCCUGGCCGAAGGGAAGCCCUGCGCGCGCAGCCCCGACUCUUCCUCCCGGCACUGGCCGAAAGGGCUCGACGGCGGCGGCGGCGGCGGCAGCAGCAGCAGACGCCGAAGAGGAGGCGGCGGUCCCGGGUGGACACGGCUUCCCGCUGCCGCCGCCGCCUCUGGACAGCCGCUCCGACGCGCCUGCCCGGCAGAGCGCGCCCCGCCGACCUCUCCCCUCCGCCCCUGCCGAAGGGGCCGAGGAGCUGGCCAGCAGCAGCAGCAGCAGGAGCAGCAGCAGCAGGCCUCGGUUCGGGGGCGCCUCACUUUCCCCGGCUUCGACUCCUCCGUCUCUGGCCGAGGGGCACCCCCGAGCCCCCCGCAUGGAGAAGCGGGGCAAGAGAGUGGACUGUCCGGCGUUGCCCCCCGGGUGGAAGAAAGAGGAGGUCAUCCGCAAAUCGGGGCUGAGCGCCGGGAAGAGCGAUGUCUACUACUUCAGUCCAAGUGGGAAGAAGUUCCGAAGCAAGCCCCAGUUGGCCAGAUACUUGGGGAACACGGUUGACCUCAGCAGCUUCGACUUCAGGACAGGGAAGAUGAUGCCAAGUAAAUUGCAGAAGAACAAACAGAAAUUAAGGAACGAUUCACUCAAUCAAAACAAGGGUAAACCAGAUUUAAACACAACGUUGCCAAUCAGACAAACAGCUUCUAUUUUUAAACAGCCUGUAACCAAAGUUACAAACCAUCCUAACAACAAAGUGAAGUCUGACCCACAAAGAGUGAUCGAACAGCCCAGACAGGUAAUGUGGGUUGGGUGGCGAUAG